AUUCAUCUAUUUGUUUAGUAACGCGGCAACCCAUCUACGCUGUGUGUCGUUCGCUCACUCAAUCGUUGUCUUGUGAUUUUCUUCUUGUUUGUAAUUAUAUUAAUUUUUCAUUAAAAUUAACGGAAAAUGUAGAGUAACUGUUAACAUUUGAAUGAGAGACUGCAGUAAUAUGUAAUAAACGCUUUAUUGUACUUUCAAGUUCUUUACUUUUAGUUGAUCUGUUUAUCAUGUGUGGCAAGUGUAUCAAUACAAGAAUGAAACAUACUUUUGAAUUUUAGUAAAAUACUGUAGCGGUAAUUCACAAUGGAACACUCUGAUUUGGUGGCUGAGAUGGCUCAGGUGGAACACCUGACCACUCAGGAGCGAUUGCAUCUUGCUCGAAGACGCCGAAUGCAGCAGCUAAAACUAUGGCAGCAGCGCGAGAAGGAGUGGGCGCGCUCGCGGGCCAAGCGCGAGAAGAGCACCAAGCGUAACAUCUACUUCAAUGAUAGCGUUAUGCUGUUGGAGGCGGCUGCCAGAAACGACAUCGAGGAAGUGCGUCGACUCUUAGCGCGCGGUGUUACACCAGACGCCACCAACGAAGACGGCUUGACCGCCCUACACCAGUGCUGCAUCGACAACAACGAAGCGAUGAUGCGGCUAUUGCUCGACCACGGCGCGAACGUAAACGCAGAAGACAGCGAGAAAUGGACACCACUCCACGCUGCUGCCACCUGUGGCAACCUCAACCUUGUCCGCAUAUUAAUACAGCGCGGUGCCAAUCUGCUAGCUGUCAACGGAGACGGAAACAUGCCAUACGAUAUUUGCGAAGAAGAACGGACUUUAGACGCUAUAGAAAGCGAAAUGGCGGCUAGAGGCGUGACGCAGCGAUUGAUAGACGAAACGCGGGCGGCUACAGAAAUGAAAAUGCUGAUGGACGUCGCAGAAUUAGUGAAGGAAGGCAUGGAUCUCGACGAGCCCAGGGAUAAUCAGGGCGCUACCUUGCUACACAUAGCUUCAGCGAACGGCUACAUAAAGGUGGUGGAGUUUCUAUUGGAGCACCGUGCUUCUACAGAUGUAGUAGACCACGAUAUGUGGCAGCCUGUCCACGCGGCUGCCUGUUGGGGACACUUAGAGGUGUUAGAGAUACUUGUGCAAUAUGGUGCUGAUCUCAACGUGAGGAACAAGCAUGACGAGACGCCAGCAGACAUCUGUGAGGAGGGUGAAAUGCGUGCACGCAUCCUACGAUUAGCGGUAGAACAAGAAGAACGCAGAAGGAGAGCUUUACAUGCGCAUGCGCACACAGAACGAGCAGCUACUGCAAGAAGAUCGUCCUCCACAGCUAGUACUAGCAGAGUACGAUCUGUGCGAAGAACAUCACUAAGAGAGAAGCAAUUGGCAGCUAAAGCGGACGCGCGAGGCGAGGCCCGAUUACGGGAGACCUUCGACUCGGCGGUCGACGAUGAAUUGCAGGGCCUAUCAAAUGGCAUGGAGAAUGAUCAGAAUAGCGCAAACCAAUUGCAGCCGAGCGAGCUGACGCACAAACGACUUUCCACCAGCUCCACUACCUCCAACCAGAGUUACGACUCCACAGUCGAAUACUCCGUACCCAAACACACGUACAACCAACGCGGAUCGACGCAGCGCAACAGUGACGUCAGUGAUACCAACGAAAGCAUCACUUACAGCCAACCCAAAAUAACAAACCCUCUCUUCGGAGUAAACGCUGCAUCACAUUAUGCCCCUGGUUCGAUACAAGCGCACGAACAAGUCUCACAGAAACACUACGAAAAAAGCCUACCGAAUGGUGUAAGAAAAGCGCCAGAGGGCCAAGACAAUGACGCGUUCAAAUCCGAGGACUCGUUAGACGGUAGGAAAGAGUUGGUUGUCAACCCCAACCAAAUAGCGAUCGCUGAAGCCGGCACCGCGACAUACACCACGGACAAUAAUGGUAAAAUCAAUGUUCAUGUCACCGUCAUGAUUAACGCAGGGACUUUAGCGGAUUUGAAGAAACAACGCGCGCAGAUCAGAACCAACGGCAGUCCCGUAGAGAACAGUCUGAACUCUACUAACAACCACAGUACGAAUUCUAUACCGGAGAUGACGAAACAGGAGCAACCAGUACAUUUGAACCCUCUCAGCUUAUCACCAAGCUCUGGCACCGUGCCAAGAUUCACUGGCAACACCAGCGAAGUAGUUGGCGACACCAGAUCACAUAGGUGCUGUAUUAUCAUGUAGAUCAGUGGUUAUUAACCCGAAAUGGUCCGUGAAUCCAUUUGAAAAAAUGUUAUAAGAAUGCAUUAGAAUAUUGCCUCCAAACAAUCAGGGGCCUUUUACCCUAGGGCCAAGGCGGCCGGCUCAGGGCGGCAGAAACCAAAUACGAGAUUUAUUAUUGACCUAUAUUUUGGUUUCAUUUUAUGCUCUAUUCAACUUCCUAUGUGACAAAAGAUAAACAAAUAAACCAAUGUGUCCAAAACUUUUUUUAUCAAGCGUAAAGAUUGCCGGUGUAACCAGACUGAUUACAAAAUUUCACAUUUUAAUGUGAGUUAUUUUGCUUUAUCAGUACUCUUUAAUUUAGUAGUAUCAUAAUGGAUUUAAAAUAUGAGAAUAGCUACAGUUUUAGGUCUUUUUUAAAAUGUGACAUUUUUUCAAUUAUUAUAUUAUAAUGAUAAUAUUAUAUGAUUAUAAAAUGUUACCUAUAGAAAAAUCUUUUUAUGGUUUUUUUUAGCUAUAGUCUCAGAGGAAGUUGAAUAUGGUAUAGAGGGGUAGGCGUCCACAUCGUAAAAGGUCCCUCAUUCCCAAAAGGUUAAUAACCAUUGAAGUAGAUGGAUAUAAGAACACUGGUCCAGUCGGUAAAAAAGAGAGAUUGAAGAAGCGUACAAGUCUGAUUGUCAUUCCAAAAAAGAUUAUAUUUAUCAAUUUAUUAGAUUCGUACAACCUUGUAUUUAGAGUUUUUAUUAUGUAUGUAUAUUGUGGAGAUUUGAUGGUGAUGUUGAAAGUAUUUAAUUAUACAGACAGCAACAGAUCAAUAUUUCAAAUAUGUCUUUCUUCAGUUGAUUUUGAGUUUUCUAAUACUUCACCGAACCGAAUCGCUUCACUAAAGUCAUCUUUUGGCAACUUAUUGAUCUGUUACUGGCUGUACUUAUACGUUUAAGCGUUCCGUUUUCCGAUUAGCCUUUACGUAAGUGAGUAGGUAUAUUGUUGAGGUUACGUUGAUUAUUGCCGAUGAAUAAUUGCCAUUUUUGCUCACGAAGCAAGGGCUUGCCAAUGUGCUAAGAAACCGUGUGAUAAAUGUUGAACAGCUCAACAGAUUUUGUUUUUAUAUAUAUUAUAUAUAUUUAGAGAGAGAUACUUAAGGAAUUUUAAAUAAAUGGUUGCUAUUAUUUUAUGUAGUGUUAGAAGUGUAUCCUAUAUUUGUCUUUUGAGAGAGUUGUCAUUAAGUAUUUUUACAAUUUUAGGAUCGUCGCGCCUUAAAUGUUAUAGUACUAUGAACAUUCCAUACAUGUUUACAAUUCAAAGUAAUGGUGAUUCCAGUAUCAGUAUGUAUUUAAAAUCUAUCAGUAUUUCAAUGGUAUUUGAAAGGCAUAAUAACUUAAAUAGAAAAUCUAUAAUGAGAAUAAAAGGGAUUGUACGAAAGUGCCUCACAGAAUGUAUUAUAAAUAUCUGUUAUGUAAAAUAGCAUAAUUUAAGUUCAUAAAUUAUUGAGAGAAUGUAACGAUAUGUUUAAAUAAUAAAUAAAAGUAGUGGAAGUAAUAUACAUUUAUAUAUGUCAUGCAUUUUGUUCGAAAACUAUUAAUUAUUUCGAUAUCGAGUGAUAUUAUAUCUAAACUGCGAUAACUGCCUUAUUAGACAGAUUAGAGUCAUUAUUUCGUGAUUCGGACCAUUCCAAGGCAAUAAAAACUAAUAAUAGCAUUCGUUAAAUCUGUUGUAUAGAAAAAGGACAACAUUUCAGAACAAACAUGUUUGUCCAAAAUUGAUUAAAAUGACAAUGAUAAAAAACAACUCUAUCCAUAACCCAAAAAAUAUAAUAUUAGAGUAGGUGUUUAAUUAUUAUUGAUAAAAUUUUGUACAAAGUGCAUAAAUCAUUUUCGUCUAUUCCAUUAACUUAUUUAAACCUUUUUCAGUUAUUGAAUCGAGUCUUCUGUAAAGGUUGGAAAAAUGACGAUAAAUUGUUUAUAAUAUUAUCGAUGUUCUUAGUACCUAGUGAAUGUCUUGUCAUUUUGUAAUAAUCGCCUCAUUCGAGUUGACCUUUGAAAGACUGUUUCUGUAGUAAUGAAUAUUGUAGUAAUGUCAAGUGUAAUUAUCUCUUACAACUUUUAUAAAACGUUUUUUCGUGUUCGAUCUAGAGACAUGCUAAUACAAAAUUUAACAGUCGUUCUUUCGGUUCUCAAAGGAAAUUUAAAUACAUACUUGCUUAAAUCUUAUUAAUUAAAAAUUGUCUCAUUGCAGACAUUUUUAUUUGUGAUAGAUAAUCCUUGCUUGCCUUAUAUGAGAAAAUAAUAAUGUUGCAAUAUGUUUCGGCAUAAUGAGGUUGUUAGAAUGCGAUUAAUAAUAUAAGGAGACCGAAAAAUGUCCCAUGAUAAUUCAUAAAAGUCAGUCAAAAUAUAAGAUAUCUAAAAGAAGUGUAAUUAACUUUCAUAAAAUUAAAAUCUAUGCACUACCACAGGAGAACUUACUUUGUGGAGAUUCACAAAGCUGCUUUGUGUUAUUAUGCAUUUUCAAAGAAUGUCAUUAAUAAUUAAUUAUUGUAAAAAUAUAAGUAAUUGUAAUUGUUUUUCUUGGUUUAAAUGAUAUUGCGCACGCGCAUAGUCCAAAUAAAAGAACAGCUGUAAGUUGACUAGAGUGAGGGGGCCACGGCAUUCGUGCUGUUACUUCGUUUGAUUUCUGUACAUUCUCAAUAACGUUUAUAAUUUUUUGUUUACUUUUAAUACACAUUUAAUAGCAAUGAAGCCACGGUGGCGUGGCGGCCAAACUAUCACAAAAACACAUACAUAUAAUAAUAUAUUGAAGCGAUGUCACUUUACUCUGAGUCGAAAUAACAUUGUAAAAACUGCAUAAGUGUUUAUUAUAUUAUUAUGACCACUUUAAACAUUUAACGGCCAGAUUGAUAAAUCCAAGGACAGGGGAAGUUGCAGGUUCGACUCCCAUCUGAUGCCAGCAUCGAGUGGAUUUUUUUAUACUUUGUAAAAAUUCCUUAAAUGCAAUAGUGUUAAACCACUGUUUGCACCAUCUUAAUUAUAAUCAUCCUUGCAGCAAAUGGACCUCAUGUCUUUAAAUCAAGAAUCGCACAUAUAUUGUCUCUACAUUGACACAGGGUUAUAUAUGUUUGCCUUACUUUUAUACAGAGACAUUCUUCUACUUUCGUAACAGUCACGCCACUGCGGCACUAAUAUUAUAUCUCAAUCAGAAGGUGUCCUAAUCUUUCUCAACGAUUACUAACAUAGAUUAUACUACAUAACUAUACAGUAUAACUACGAAAAUAUUUAUCAGCGUUAUUGAAAUGAACGGAUGAGUCAUAGUGCCUUUUCCUUAGUACUGAAUACUCAAUACGUGCCAAUUUGUUUUAUUAGACUUUAGAGACUCGUCAGCACUAAUUUCAGUCUAACAUUUUUGUCUAACCUUUAUACCAAACACGUGUCCUUUGCUCGUUUUUCUUUAUAAACAAAGCAACUUACUUGAAUUCAAAGUCUAAAACUCAAACACUUAUCCAUUUCUAAAGAACAACUAAAUAUUACGGACAAUGUUGCUUAGAGCUGGUCUCGGCAACAUAAAAAAACAUUGUUUUUAACGUCCUUCGUAAAUAGACAUCCAAAGUAUCAUCAUCAUUUAAUGUGAAUUAACACGCGUAAUGAAAUCUUGCGACAUAUUUUUGUUUAAAGUAAAACGAGCAAAAGGAGAACUUACUCGUUAAUAGUUAUUUAUGAUAUUAGUGCGGUAAGUUGGUUUUUACAAACGCUAAUACCAUAGUCACGAGUUUCUAAAUACCAAUCCGCACGAAUGUCAUACAACGUUAUUCAACACAUUUGCGAGAAAAUAGUCCCUAUGCUCCAUUUAUAUUAUUUGCGAGAAAAUAGUCCCUAUGACUCAUUUAUGUAAUGAAGCAAACUCUUUUCUAAUAAGAAAGUGGCGCCACGUGCGGGUGGUGAAAAUUGGGACUGCAUCACGUAUUAAAGUGAUACAAAGUUAUAGAUUAAAAGCACUUCCAAGGAGGUUUGACCGAAAUAAAUAAAAAAAAAUCCGUAAAGAAUACGCAUGGCGUCAUGUAUGGGAACGUGCGGUCAAAUGUUUUACCGCACGCUACGUUGUAUAUAACAUAAUUUUAAAAUUUCGAAUAAUGUAUACAACCUCCGUAAAUGUACUUUUGAGCAAAUGUGUUGAAAAAAAGACAUUACUUGCUUGCUCUUCGAGUCUUAACCAUCUGUUAUGAUAUCCGUUUUGAAAAGAGGAUUUUCGUAACGAGAAAAACUGUAAUCAUGUUUUAUUAGUGUGUAAUAAUAAUGUAUAUAGUUCUGAAACUGUUUUUUAAAUCACUCUACCGUUAGUAGUCAACUCUUUAGGCAAUUUUGCAAUGUUCGAAUUGUAAAAGUUUGUUUUGAAUCUAGUGUUCAUUGUCUGUGGUAUAUUGUAAGAGUAGGGCAGUUGUGACAUUCCGUUUCCUUGUCUAUGUAAUGUUUAAUUACUAUUAAAAGUCUUACGGAGCCGUCGGCCUCUUUAGAAGUCACUACAAAUGUCAUAUGAUAUUUCCUCAAUUAUUUUCUUCUAUAUAGUGUACAUAAUAUAUAUGCCUGAUUUUUAUACGAUUAAUGCCAUGACACCGUGAUUACAAGCAUGAUGUAAUACGACUCUUAUCGCUCGGUAAUACGGGUUAAAUGUAUCAAUAAUGUAGUCACACUUUAUUGUACCUAUAUUGUUGUUAAACUAAACAGAGCAUGAUUCACCUUUCACAACGCGUAUACAAAAUGAGCUUUACGCUAAUUUAAAAAUUCUUUUGAAAUAAAGUUACAUAGCCACAUUAUAACCCGACCAACACAAUAAAUUGGACUAAUUUUCAAUACAACUUUACUAUGUGAUGCGUCAAAAAGUCAAGGGGGUCUAAAAUAGCGAAAUUGUAUGUUUCAUAUAUGGUUCAAAAUAUGUUUCUUAUCUGAAAAUGACGAGAUAUUUCAUGAAACAUACAAUGAAUAUAAUAGUAAAUGAAAUGUAUAAUUGACAGAUUUGAUGAGAAUUCGUAAAUUCGCUACUUAGAUCAAACAUCAGUAAUAUCAAAUUGAAGAAAUCAUAGAUGGAAAACAUAUUUUCGAUAUUUCAUUAAACUCAAUUGGCCUUACUACCAAACGUAGACUAGAGUUAAACCUGGGCUACAAUUGAUUCUGUCACUUCUGUUUGCUAUAAAGAAGAUAAAGACAACAUUAGGUUUAAACCAAGACUUAACUAUAGUACGCGUUUUGUAGGAAGGGGUCUGUCUGUAUUUUAGAGCCCCAGGGCAAGGUUUUUUAUUUGUCUAAUGAGGCUAAACACCCUUUCGUUAUGUAUAUUUGGGCAUUAUUUCAGUAGUUUUUCUGAAGAGAUCGACGGUCUUAAACCUUUGAAGACACCACACGUUUGUCAUCUAAAUGGUAUCAGCGAUAUCUCUUAAUUCCCAUAAUUAUAUUGAGUGAAUUCAUUCGUCCAUAUCAUAGUCAUUAGCGUAGCUAUAUUACUCGAAAAGAUAUAUUAUUGCCUGUACUUAAAAAGUACUUAUAAACCUAUGUGUAUUGUAACUAUAUACUAUCGGAUGUGUAAAUUAAAUAGUAAACUAUUUUGUCUACAUUAUUUAUUUUUGAUUGAAUUAGAAGGGAAAUUAUUGGUCAUAUAACUUUGAACCUUAUGUGUCUAAUAAUAGAUUGUAUUUUUACAGUAGGUUUGUUACCUUGAAACUAAUUGUAGCAAGUUUUUCGAUGUACUUAAACUAGUAACUUUCCUGUAAUAUAUGUUACAAUAAACACAAAGAAAACAAGUAAACCUAUUGUAGAAAUAAAGAAUGCAAAAGUACCGUAAAUAUUUCUUCAUAACUAAAACAAAGCAAUACAAAAUGAACUUAAGUAAACAAUA
Molecule: messenger RNA, 8070 nt
Organism: Chilo suppressalis (striped riceborer)
Lineage: Eukaryota; Metazoa; Arthropoda; Insecta; Lepidoptera; Crambidae
Source: the annotation of a GenBank genome assembly